Messenger RNA from Plenodomus lingam JN3, 1875 nucleotides. Lineage: Eukaryota; Fungi; Ascomycota; Dothideomycetes; Pleosporales; Leptosphaeriaceae. The record is from RefSeq and is a predicted model, not a curated record.
AUGUGCGACGAGAAGGUGCAGGGUGGCUAUGGAAAGUACCAGGGCACCUGGAUACCGCUCGAGGAGGGGCGACAUCUGGCAGAGCGCAACGGCGUGCUGGACAAGAUGCGCGCCAUAUUCGACUACAUACCCGGCGACAGGAGUCCCCCGCCUGCGCCCAAGCAUGCGACUGCGGCCUCGAAUAGGAUGAAACCGCCCAGACAGAGCGCAGCAGCUGCGGCGAGAAAGGCCGCGACUGCAUACUCGCUGGACACUAUGCAGUCUUUCGUUACCAACCCGACGCAGUCACAGGUUAGCGAGGAACAGUAUGAGCCCUCUCAAAUACGAUCGCAAAUCUACCGCGACGAGACGCCCGACAAUGAGACGGUCGUGUCAGAGUCCAUGCUCGGCGACCAUGACCUGAUGGACUCGCAGUACUCGGUCGGCAGCCGCAAGCGCAAGAGGGGGAUUGACCAAAUGUCGCUACUGGAUCAGCAACAUCAGAUAUGGGCGGAUCAACUGCUUGAUUACUUUAUGCUCCUGGACCACGAAGCUGCCGUCUCCUGGCCAGAACCCCCCGCCAGCAUCAACCUGGACCGGCCCAUUGACGAAAAAGGCCAUGCAGCUAUGCACUGGGCAGCAGCCAUGGGUGACGUGGGCGUAGUCAGAGAGCUGAUCAAUCGAGGGGCGCGCAUAGACUGCCUGUCGAAUAACCUGGAGACUCCCUUGAUGCGCGCCGUCAUGUUCACCAACAACUUCGACAAGGAGACGAUGCCAAGCAUGGUCAAGAUCUUCCAGCAAACCGUGCACAGAACGGACUGGUUUGGUAGCACCGUCUUCCAUCACAUUGCAGCCACGACGAGUAGUUCGAAUAAGUACGUAUGCGCACGGUGGUACCUUGACUGCAUCAUCAACAAGCUCUCCGAGACGUGGAUCCCAGAGGAAGUCACACGGCUACUCAAUGCGCAAGAUCAGAACGGAGACACGGCCAUUAUGAUUGCUGCGAGAAAUGGAGCGAGGAAGUGCGUACGGAGUCUGCUUGGGCGCAACGUUGUGGUUGACAUACCGAACAAGAAAGGAGAGACGGCCGACGACCUGAUCCGGGAGCUCAAUCAACGACGAAGAAUGCAUGGCCGAACACGGCAAGCUUCCUCAUCGCCCUUUGCACCACCUCCCGAGCAUCGUCUGAAUGGUCAUGGUGUACAGUUGGAUGGCGGACCAUUGAUGCCAGUUCCCUUUGCGAGCAUGAAUGCCCGCGAACCAGCGCAAUAUCGAUCGCAGACGGCAUCCCAUCUCAUGACCAAGGUGGCGCCGACUUUGCUUGAGAAGUGUGAGGAGCUGGCCGCAGCGUACGAAUCGGAGUUGCAAGAAAAGGAGAUGGAGGCUUGCGACGCUGAGCGGGUAGUCAAGAGGCGACAAGCAGAAUUGGAGGCAGUGCGCAAGCAAGUGGCAGAGCUCCAAGGGAUGAGCAACGGAUUGCAUAUUGACCUGAACGACGAUGAGGCAGAUCGACAGCAGGAGGAAGAAUUGCGGCUACUGGUUGAAGACGCCGAGUCGCUGCUCGAGAUUGAGCAGAAGGCGGAGCUGAGGCGACUUUGCAGUAGUCUACCGCAGCCCAACAAGACGAACUCGCCCGUGGACAUUAAUGAGAAGAUGCGGUUAGCACUCCUCGUCCAUCGAGCACAGCUGGAGAGGCGAGAGCUGGUGCGCGAGGUCGUGGGCAAUCUGUCGGUGGCUGGCAUGAGCGAGAAGCAGGGAACGUACAAGAAGCUGAUUGCAAAGGCGCUUGGUGAGCGCGAAGAAAAUGUCGAGUCGAUGCUGCCUGAAAUUUUACAGGAGUUGGAAGAGGCAGAAACUCAGGAGCGAGCAGAGGUUCUAGACGGCAGUCCCCUCUGA